Molecule: messenger RNA, 831 nt
Organism: Moesziomyces aphidis
Lineage: Eukaryota; Fungi; Basidiomycota; Ustilaginomycetes; Ustilaginales; Ustilaginaceae
Source: the annotation of a GenBank genome assembly
AUGCCACGACCAUCGGCAUCUACGCCGCACCUGAUUUGGGCGGCGGGCCACUUCCUGUGCUUCUUUGCCGGGCUUCGGUAUCUUGCGGGUACGCUCAUGUUUGCCACCCAAUCCGGCGGUCUUUCACGCUGGUAUACCGCAACGUAUCUCGGAGCGAUCCUGUCGUACUGCGUGGUGGUGUACAAGUCGUUUGGAGUGCCGCAGCUCAACAAGCCGUACAUCCAACGGGCACUGAUGGAUGAAAAUGUCCAGUACCUCUUUCUGGCGGUCUACUGGUUCAUGUCCAAACCCAUCUUUAUCACCAUCCUCCCCUUUGUCACCUUUUCCCUCUUUCACGUUCUGACGUUCGUGAGGACGACAAUCCUUCCUGCCGUGUUUCCAACGCCGACUCCUCCGGCACAGGGCGCGGCUCAGGGCGCAACGCAACAACAGUCCAAGCUGGCCAAGAUGGUCCAGGGUUGGGUCAAGGCGAAUUACGAUCCUGCCAUGCGAUUCGUGGCGUAUGCAGAGGUGGCCAUCUUUGCCCGCGUCCUCUUUGGUGCACUGCUCUGGAGAAACUCGCUCAUGGCUCCGCUCUUCUAUGCACACUUUCUAAGACUCCGCUUCUACAUGAGCAGCUUCACCAGGGCCGCUUUCCAACACGUCGGCGCCGUACUCGACGGCUACACUCAACACCAAAGCUGCCCUCCUGGCGUCAGGAAGGUCUAUCUCACCCUCACCGAUCUCGUCGCAAGAUACGCCAGCUCCGUCCUCAGCGUCCAGAACAACCAGGCUCAGCAAAACCAACAGCCACAGCAGGCCGCUCCACAACAGCCAGCAGCAAGAAGGUAG